AUGUAUGUCUGUCUUUCUUCUCUAUGUAUGUCUUUUCUUACUUCCGUCUGUCUUUCUCGUGACUCUUUCAUCCUUCCCUCUGUUAGUCUUCUAAAUGUAUGUCUGUCUUUCUUCUCUAUGUAUGUCUUUUCUUCCUCUUUAUCUUCUAAAUGUAUGUCUGUCUUUCUUCUCUCUGUAUGUCUUUUCUUACUUCCGUCUGUCUUUCUCGUGACUCUCUUUCAUCCUUCCCUCUGUUAUCUUCUAAAUGUAUGUCUGUUUUUCUUCUCUAUGUAUGUCUUUCUUACUUCCGUCUGUCUUUCUUGUGACUCUCUUUCAUCCUUCCCUCUUCUUCUAAAUGUAUGUCUGUCUUUCUUCUCUAUGUAUGUCUUUCUUACUUCUGUCUGUCUUUCUCGUGACUCUCUUUCAUCCUUCCCUCUUCUUCUAAAUGUAUGUCUGUCUUUCUUCUCUAUGUAUGUCUUUCUUACUUCCGUCUGUCUUUCUUGUGACUCUCUUUCAUCCUUCCCUCUGUUAUCUUCUAAAUGUAUGUCUGUCUUUCUUCUCUAUGUCUGUCUUUCUUCUCUAUGUAUGUCUCUUUUUCUCCUGUUAUUCUUUCUUCCAUCUGUCUUUCUUCUAGCUCUCUUCCUUCCUUCUGUCUUCCUUUCUUCUCUAUGUAUGUCUGUCUUUCUUUUUCCUGCCUUCUUUCACCUGUCUCUUUGCUUACUGUCUUUCUUCCUUUCUUCGUUCUUUCUUCUCUACGUAUGUCUGUCGUCUCUCAUCUCUUGGUUGUCUGACUUUCUUCUGUCAACCUUCUUGCGUCUGACUUCCUUCCUUCUGUCUUUCUUCUCUGUGUAUAUCUAUCUUUUUUCUCAUUGUAUAUUUGUCUCUCUUCUGUCUGUCUGUCUGUCUGUCUUCAGUUUGUCUUUCUUCUGCUUCUCCAUCUCCCUUCUUUCUCACUUUCUUAUGUAUGAAGGUCAGUCUUUGUUUUUUCUUCUGCUUGUCUUCUUCUGGCUGACUUCCUUCCUUCAGUCAUUUUUCUCUAUGUAUGUCGGACAUUCAUCAGUUUUUGCUCCUUCCAUUUGUCUCUCUUCUAGCUCUCAUUCUUUCUUCCUUCUCUCUUUCUUCACUAUGUAUGUUUGUCUUUCUUCUCUAUGUAUAUCUAUAUUUCUUAUGUCAGUCCUUCUUCCGUCUGUCUUUCUUUUGACUCUCUUCCUUCCUUCUUUCCUUUCUUCCAUCUUUCUUUCUGUCUUUCUUCUCUAUGUAUGUCUGUAUUUCUCCUGUCUGUAUUUCUUCUUUUUCUAUUCUUCCUUCCUUGUAUCUUUCUUUUGUAUGGAUAUCUGUCUUUCUUCUGUCUCUCUUUCUUCCAUUUGUUUUUCUUCUGGGUGUCUUUCUACCGUCUGUCUUUCUUCUGCAUGUCUUACUUCCUUCCUUUUGCCUUACUUCUCUAUGUAUAUGUCAUUCUUGCUUCAUUCUGUUUUCCUUCUCUACGUAUGUCUGUUUUUCUUCUGUUUGUCUUUCUACCAUCUGUCUAACUUCUGGUUGUCUUUCGUCCUUCAUUCUAUCUUUCUUUUCUAUGUCUGUCUAUCUUUCUUCUGUCUCUCUUUUUCUGGCUCUUUCUUCUGGAUGUCUUCCUUCCUUCCUUCCUUCCUUCUGUCUUCCUUCACUAUGUAUGUCUGUUUUUCUUCUGUUUGUCUUUCUACCAUCUGCCUAACUUCUGGUUGUCUGUCUUCCUUCAUUCUAUCUUUCUUUUCUAUGUCUGUCUGUUUUUUUUCUGUCUCUCUUUAUCUGGCUCUUUCUUCUGAAUGUCUUUCUUCCUUCCUUCUUUCUUUCUUCUCUAUGUAUGUCUACCUUUCUUCUGUCUAUCUAUCUGUCUUUCUUCUAGCAAUCUUCCUUCUAUCAAACUUUCUUCUCUAUGUAUGUCUGUCUUCCAUCUUUAUGUCAAUCUUCUCUACAUGUUUCUGUCUUUCUUUUCUAUGUUUGUCUGUCUUUCUCCUGGCUCUCUGCCUUCCUUCCUGCUUUCUUUCUUAUUUAUGGAUGCCUGCUUUUCUUCUGUCCAUCUUUUUUCCAUCUGUCUUUCUUCUGACUGUCUUCCUUUCUUUCUUCUCUCUUUCUUAUCUAUGUUUAUCUCUCUUUUUUUUCUCUAUGUAUGUCUUUCUGUCUUCUGUCUUUUUUUUUCUUUUGUUUGUCAUUUUUUCUGGCUUCAGAGUCCCCAGCUUGCAGACCGCAUCAGCAUGCAAUCAGCAAUGCAGACCACCAUUAGACAAAUCAUGCCAAGCGGCAUAA
This is a messenger RNA of Acanthosepion pharaonis, 2259 nucleotides long. Lineage: Eukaryota; Metazoa; Mollusca; Cephalopoda; Sepiida; Sepiidae. The record is from the annotation of a GenBank genome assembly.